CGUCCCCCCGCAGCCAUGGCGCGGCCCGGGCCCGGCCGCCCGUCGCUGGGGCUGGGGCUGGCGCUGGGCGCCGCGGGGCUGGGGCUGGGGCUGGGCCUCGGCCUCGGCCUGCUCCGGCGGCGCCGCACAGGAGACGGCCGGGAUCCGGAGCGGGAUCCGGAGCGGGAUCGGGAUCGGGAUCGGGACCGGGAUCACGAUCGGGAUCAAGACCGGGAUCGGGCUCGGCCCGGCGGGCUCGGCCCGGGCUGCGCGGAGGCCGUGGGGCGGCGGAGCCUGGCCCUGCACAAAACGCCAGUUCCUGCAGAGGCAGGAGAUGGUGCUGUGUACACACCUCUGCUGACACAGGAUGAACAGGUGGAUGUUCUGGACCGCCUGGACUUCAUGUUGAGAAACAUUGCAGAGCUAAGGAAAGAAGUGGAGGAGCUACGAAACAGCCUACAGCACUUAGCUGGAGAAAUCAUUGGUGAAGUCAGGUGCCAUCUGGAAGAAACGCAGAGAGUGACACGCCGAAGGCGUUUCCCGUUCCAUAGGGAAAGAAGUGAUUCCACGGGGUCCAGUUCAAUUUAUUUCACAGCCAACUCGGGAACAGCUACCACAGAUGAUGGAGAAAGCGAAGGCGGGUACACCACAGCCAAUGCGGAGUCUGACUAUGACCGGGAGUCUGAGAGAGAGAGUGAAGAAGGGGAGGACGAAGUGAGCUGUGAAACAGUGAGAACAGUGCGCCGGGAUUCCCUGGAUCUUGUCAACGAGGAUGAAACACCUUUAAUCUUAGAUUCUUUGCUGGAGGAAGGACUGGGUCAGCUACUGCAGCAAGCUGACCGCUUGCAUAAUGGACAUGAGCAAGAGAAGAGAGAGGGAUUCCAGCUGCUUCUGAAUAAUAAACUGGCGUAUGCGGAUCAGAGAGACUUUCUUUGGCGCCUAGCCCGAGCACAUAGCGAUAUGUACGAAAUCACAGAAGACACAGAUGAGAAGAAAACAUAUGCAUCUGAUGGGAAAGAAGAGCUGGAGAUUGCCUUUCAGAAAUGGGAUGAAAGUGCUGAGUGUCAUCAGUGGUACGCUAUUCUUUGCGGGCAGUUAGCGGAACACGAGAGCAUUCAGAAGCGCAUUCAAACUGGGUAUGUUUUUAAGGAACACAUCGAUAAAGCGAUUGCACUGAAACCAGAGGAUCCAAAGUCGUACUAUCUUUUGGGCAGGUGGUGUUACCAGGUUUCCCAUCUGGGAUGGCUUGAAAAAAAGACUGCUUCUGCUUUGUUUGAAACUCCUCCUACAGCCACCGUACAGGAUGCACUGCAAAACUUCUUAAGGGUUGAGGAGCUGAGCCCAGGAUUUUCCAAAGCAGUAAGAGUAUACAUUGCCAAGUGUUACAAGGACCUGGGGAACAAUUCUGCAGCUCUUCUCUGGACAAAUCUUGCUUCAGAACUGCCAGUUAAUACAAAAGAGGAUGCAGAAAGUGAGAGAGAACUUGAGGAGAUGCGGUCAAUCUGGGAAGAAUAAGAACAGAAGAGCUUGUUCCACUUGAUACUGCACAGACAAUAAAUUUCAAGUUAAAGGGGUUUCAUGAUCCUGACAAGUUUGAUUGCACUUCAUGGAUAAGCCGCAGGAGUUUACAGGAAUAAACACUCAGCAGUCUCAUCAGCGUUUCCAGGAAAAGAUCUUGGUGGGAUUUAAUGAGAAAAUUUUGUAUGAUUUUCCUACUUACAGCACUGCGUAUGUUUGAUUUUAAAAUUCCUAAAAAAAAAGUCAAAUUCCUAAAAAUAGAUAUAUACAUGUGUGAGUAUAUAUAUACACACACACACACAUGUGUAUAUAUAUGUGUGUGUGUGUGAUACCUGAAUUUCAGGUCUGCUUGCUGAUAAACUCUCUCUACCAAUUCCUGGGGAAGUCUUCAGCAGAUUUUUUUUUUUCUCAUUAACUAUUUUCUCAUUUGCUUUGUAAAAUGUUUUAAUUUAAUCAGUUUAAAUAACUGGUUACGUCUUUGUAUCACUGUGCUGUGUGUAUAAAUUUGAGAGCCCUUGUGCUCAGUGGGCAGUGUAGCACUGAUUUUUAUCAACUUGAUGCACUGGAGGCUGUGGGGUGUUCUCACGUUCCGCAGCCUGUUGGUUCAAGUGGGUACUGAUGCUAUGACUUAAGAAAAGGCCACUACAAAAAAAAGGACUUAAAAUAAGUGAAUUGUCUGUCCUUUUGUCCUUGCUUUGAAAAAACUGACCAUGUCCAAAACGCAUUUCUGUUGGUCCUUUCCAACUAUGCCUAAACUACCUUUACUGGAUUUCUGUUGAGAAGAAAUCAGCACUGCUCCUUGCAGUGAGUAAAUGCCAAAGGACCAAGAUGAUGUCCUUCACAAGAAGAACUUACUUUUAACAGGUGCAUUGCUUUCAUCAGAGGAGUGAGUAAUAAGAUUUUAAACUGCCGGACUUUCUCCCAGUGACAUCACUCACAUGAGAGUGAAAACUUUGUGUGUCCCUCUAAACUAUGUUGCUGUUGUUUAGAUGUAACAACUUCACUGCUAUUUAAAAGCAGUUAUUUAACGAUGAAACACUCGUUAUCGGAACAGGAAUAUUCUGUGGCAGAGAUGACACUUUGCUGUCAUGUACCUCCACCAGUUCUUGUUGACUAUUGCACUGGCACUGAGAAAAUGAAGCUGACAGCUGACGUUGUCUCUGACAGUUGCUGAGUACCAAACUGAGAAGGUAAACUGUGCUGUAUGCUGACAAAAAUGCUGAAGCAAAACCAAUUUCAAAAACUGCCCAAAGAAUUUAGAAAGGCUUUCUUUGUCCCUUUAAAUUUCAGCUGGCAGCUAACUGCACACUUCUGUUUUUUUUUUUAAUGUUUGUUACACACUGUCGUGUUGUACAAUGUUUGUGAAGUGCAGAGUAAAAAAAGUGUGAGUAAAACACUUCAUCACCUUUUUAGUCCCUUGCACAUGUGUAUUAAACAGAUGGUUCUUUUAUUUUGUGAAAAUAAUGUUGAGAGGGAAAUGCAUAGUAGACACGAGCUCACAAACUUCCCAAGUUUAUAGACUUUACACUUCUUAGCUAUUUCGAUUUUGGUCCAAAUUUAACUCUCUAAAAUUCUGAGGAUGAGCUCAUCUUAAAAGAUCCAGGCAAGGGUGCAAUUAGCUUUAUUUGCUUGGAGCUGUAUGAACUGAUACUUAUAAAUGGAGAACUGAACUCUUAACAGGCCAAAUUUAAGCCCUGUAUCUUUGUGCAGAGCUCCCCUUGCAAUGGGUGGCUACUUGAGCCUUAAUUACAGGACUUUGCUUUGCUUAAUGUAUGUUCUUUUCAUUAAUGUACGUUCUUCUUUUCAGUUCUUCAGUGGCAUGAUCAGGCUGCCUUUUUUAUUUUAUGGGAAUCUGUCUCGUUUUGAGUAUUUAUUUCCCAGUGCACGACCUUAUUUUUUUCCCCUCUAAACACCCUGUCUUAAAUAUUUGCAUGAGCUUGUAAGCUGUUUUCAUUUUGGUUGCUUAAACCAAGCUGGGAAAUACUCAGCAGUGUUGUCUGAAAGAUGCUGAUCAGCAACUUGCUUCUUUCAUGUAGUUUUUUUGCUAGGGAGAAGAAGUAACAACAGCUCUGAAAACAGCCAUGCCAUUAGGUGUGCUCGUAUUGCCUUUCCCUGCCAGCAAGUUCUGGAGUGAUGUUAAUCAGACAUGUUUAUUAAUUGGCGUGUUGCUUAAACAUUGCUGCCUUCUAAAAGUAAAUGGUUUUGGUGUAUGUAGCAGGAAGAGUGUGAAAAGGAAAUAUUUACAAUGCCAAAAGUCCAUAGCUUUCCUUAUUUGCAAACACUUUCAAGCCUUCACCUGCUUAUGUUUUGAUGAGUUAAACUGUUGGCGGCAUCUUUUAAAUUAUGUAUUUUCUGGAGAUAGCUUUCACUUUGUUUCCAAAGAUUUAAAUCCUCCCUUUAAAAAAAAAAUAUAUAUAUAUAUAUUUAUUAAUUUUUAAUAUCUGUUUCCAAACAACAAGAAAUUGUAGGCUUGGGGAAGAAAUGCUGAUUUGUUUUUUCUUUUCAUGCUUCCGAUCCUGCGCUGGGUUAGAUUUGAGUGUUUGAUGUGGAUGGAUCCCAUUUAUGGAGGCGAUGACAUUAGUCCCCUUGGCUUUAAAAAGGGCAUGGAUGAGGAGAGGUAUUAGUUAGUUUUCAGGGUGCCUUAGUGUGUGGAAGCACACCUUCAGCCAAGCAGCCUCUGUUAAAGGCCUGCAAGAAAGAGUGCUGUAAAAACAGGGCUUUGGGUUACAGUCAAAACAAAGCACGUUCAGAAACUAAUACCAAAGGCUUGUUUUUCUUACUGAUAGAAGCUGAAAUAAUUUUCUUCUCGGGGAGAGAAAAUAUUUGGUGUAAUUGAGUAGGGCUUAUUGGGCUGUGACCAGAACUUUUUCUGUCUUUGAGUAAAAAUAACCUGCUUCCUCAGAGGAAAAGGUGGUAAUUAAAUUAUGUUAAUUCUUCUCAGUUGGUGUUAAUUUUUGGAUGAUUUUACAUGAGUACAACCUUUCAGAUCUCAUUUAUUCUUCUAUUUUGGACAUUCUGUUUAAGCUUUCCAUGCAUUUGAUUGCCUGCUUCUGGCUUGAAAAGUUUUGGCUUAAAAAAACAGGCUCUGGCAUUUUGCUUCCAUCUAUCUUUUGUGUGUGGUCUUGUCCCUUUCUUGGGGGUUCUGAAGUUUAAAGGUCUGUUGUUCUGGUUUUCAUACAGGAAAGAUUUCCUCUGGAGGCUUGACUCCUGCCUAAAUAGCUGGGGUGGAGUUUAGUGUGUACCAUUAUAUGUUUUUUUAGUCUGCUGCAUCAGCUGGAACCUAAUUUAUGCAUCCAAGGCCAUGAUGAAAGACAACGACAGAGCUCGCAGAUCCUUUCAAGUGCAGAUAAAAGCUGCCUUUUGCUGUUUUCAGUCUGAUCUGCAGGAAGUUAUGACAUAGUCAAAUGAACCUUUUUCUUUUUGGUUUUCCCUUUUCCUGGCUUGUUAUGAACGAGAAGAAUGUGACUAAUUAACGUAAUUUAAUUCUAGUAGCAUAACAUGGUUGAUGUGGGGAUAAGACAAGGUCGUGUAACUAAAAUGCUUCCCACUCAGCAAUGCUUGGGGUUUUUAAAAUUCUUUUAGCAAUAGAAUUUGCAGUCUUCUGUUAGACUCUUGCUAUGUUGUAUAUUGGCGAGGAUGGCAGUGAGGGAAGCUGUUCUCCUGUUCGCAAGGGGAAGGCACUUCAGUAGCUUUCAGACAACACAGAAAUCGCCACUUUUUCAAUUUUGCACAUACUUCGCAGACUAAUCCCAGAGCACAAUGUGAAUUUCUUGAAGAUGCCUGCACUGAAUACAUUCUGGGACCACCAAUUAGGUUUGCCUAGUGCAAAUUGGGUAGAGUGACUCUAGAUAUUAUUCUAGACUUAUCACAGGGCAAGUUUCUUGGAACUAGUCUUGCCUUACCUUCAAAAUAUACCUACCUGUGGUUCAAUUACGAUACUACAGAAUAACUGAAGCUAUUUAACUAAUUUAUCCUCACUGUGCUGCUCUGUUGGAAAUAAAUUAUUUAUAAAUCAGGAGGAA
Molecule: messenger RNA, 5519 nt
Organism: Cygnus olor (mute swan)
Lineage: Eukaryota; Metazoa; Chordata; Aves; Anseriformes; Anatidae
Gene: RMDN3
Product: regulator of microtubule dynamics 3
Exons: 12
Coding region: 16-1494 (492 amino acids)
Cellular component (GO): mitotic spindle pole; cytoplasm; spindle microtubule
Molecular function (GO): microtubule binding
Source: RefSeq, a predicted model, not a curated record